CUCUCUCUCUCUCACUCUCCUCCUCCUUCCUUCCCCAAUCCCCACCAAUUAUUUUCUUUCCUGCAGGUUGUCCGAAGGAAAACAGUCCGGUUCUUUGUUUCCUGGGCCCGAAACCACACCAAAACCUUCACCCCUCUCUCUCUCUCUCUCUCACACACACACACACACACUCACCCACCCCUUAAAAAUGCUACCCCUUUUUUUUCUACUCUUCAGACCCUCCUUCAACGCAUGAGACCAUCUCUGCAUUCUUUCCUUGUCUGUUCCUCCUGUAGUACUCUACAGUGUUGGUGGCUGAAAUGGACCUUGGUGGGGUGGUGGGCAUGGAUGGGUUGGUGGGUGCCUCUUUUCUCUGUGGUGGUGUCUUCUUCUCUCCCCGGGCUUCUUCGGACCCUGAAUCCAAUAAGCAAAAUGGGUUCUUGAGGUCUGGUCUCGUGAAAGAGGGGAGGCCUUGUGGACCAGAGGAGCAUGAUUGGAGAUGCCUCAAGGUGGCCAGGACUGAGGCCCCUUCCCUGUUCCCUGAUGCACAGCAAAUGCUCAGCUUCUCCUCAUCCAAGCCGGAUGCUUUUUUAUUCAGCAGCGAACCACUGUCAUCAGUCCCUCUAGCGUCCUCCUAUGUUGGGAAUGCAGGCUUGGUUUCGGGAAGUCUUGAUGUGAAAAUGCAUGGGGUUUUGGCAGGGGUUAAGGGGCCCUUCACUCCCUUGCAGUGGAUGGAGCUAGAACAGCAGGCCUUGAUCUACAAAUAUAUGAAUGCAAAUGCUCCUAUACCAACCAGUCUGCUAAUCUCAAUCAGGAGAAGUCUAAGCUCAUCUAGGUUCACAUCCUUCUCAGCUGGAUCUCUUGGACCCAAUACAUUUGGAUGGGGAUCUUUCCAUCUAGGUUUCUCUGGGAAUGCUGACCCAGAGCCUGGAAGAUGCCGUCGGACUGAUGGCAAGAAAUGGCGGUGCUCAAGAGAUGCAGUUGCCGAUCAAAAGUAUUGCGAGCGACACAUGAAUCGGGGCCGCCAUCGUUCAAGAAAGCCUGUGGAAGGCCAAACUGGCCGUGCCGCAAAGGUGAUGCCCAUCAACGCCACUACACCAGCAGCUCCAGCUGUUUCUGGCAGUGGAUCACCUAAUAAUUUCACAAUGGCUCAGCAGCAGAAGAAUAAUGUGAAGGCAAACAUCACUUAUUCUUCCCCCACACAGUUUGACAGGGUUUUGGCUAACAAUGAGUUGAAUAACUCACAUGACCUCUCCAUGUUAAACUCAGUGAACUCAGAGCCCACAGAGACUUUAUUCCCCAUUGCAGAUCAGCAUAACCCUUUCGCAGAAUUGCCUUCACGAGCAAACUAUGGACUUAUCUCAGACUCACCAUUUAAGCUCCCAAGUAACUCCUACUUAGGGAAUGAUAACUUAGUCUCCUCUGUAGAAUUCAAUGAUCAAGAUUCCCCAGCCAAUACCUUUAGACACUUCAUUGAUGACUGGCACAAAAAGCACUCCGAUAGCUCAACCAUCAUCCGGACUGAAAGUGAAAUGCAGUCUGACAAAACUCAACUCUCUAUUUCAAUCCCUGUGGCUUCUUCUGACUUUUCAUCAUCCUCUUCUUCUCCAACACAUGAAAAGCAUACACCUUCAUCACUCAAGUUGUCUCUGGAUUUUGAUCCUGAUAAUACUCAUGUAGGUGUAGGAGGCCACCCAAAUGAUGGGAACCAACGGCAGGCAAGUUGGCUACCGACCUCUUGGGGGUCUUCCAUGGGUGGCCCUCUUGGAGAGGCCUUGGCCAACACCUGCCUGGACCAUAAUAAGAACUUCUCAUCCUUAAAGCUCGUGACAAAUGGUUGGGACUCGAGCCCCCAGUUAAAGUCAUCCCAAACUGGUGUCCUGCAGAAAUUUAGCUUUGGCUCACUGUGUAGUACCACUAGGAGUAGUCCAGUUGCUGAGAAACACAAUCUCCAGGACAGAAUCGGUAGCUCAAACCUUGUAAAUCCAUCGACCAUUACCUCAUCAUAAUCGUUUUAGUUAGUGAAGCAGCAACAAGAAAAGCUACAGCAGGAAGAACUUUGAGAGAGGUUUCCCAAGAUCGUGUGAUUGUAUUAAGUGUUGCAUCAGUUUCUUCGUUCUUUUAUUUGUUUCUUGUCAUUUUCUAUGUUGAUUUGUGGAGCAUUGGCAUGCCUGCCAGUGUCUUGGUGUGAGUAUACUGUUGUUUUGGCUUGGGUUUGAUCUGUGGCUGUCAACUAGUUGCUUUAUUUCGUUGGUAUUUUGAAAAAGAAGGGGGGUUGAUCAGGAUAUACUGUUUAAUUAUUUCUCCAGCUCCUGCAUUUCUUUGUAUACUCUGAUAUAGCAAAGAUUUUGAAGAGAAAAGCCUUGUUUGCCAAAA
Molecule: messenger RNA, 2355 nt
Organism: Phoenix dactylifera (date palm)
Lineage: Eukaryota; Viridiplantae; Streptophyta; Magnoliopsida; Arecales; Arecaceae
Product: growth-regulating factor 6-like
Biological process (GO): DNA-templated transcription; developmental process; regulation of DNA-templated transcription
Cellular component (GO): nucleus
Molecular function (GO): ATP binding
Source: RefSeq, a predicted model, not a curated record